Messenger RNA from Triticum turgidum subsp. durum (durum wheat), 1134 nucleotides. NCBI's taxonomy places the organism in Eukaryota, Viridiplantae, Streptophyta, Magnoliopsida, Poales, Poaceae. The record is from the annotation of a GenBank genome assembly.
AUGGCUUCCAAAGAGCAGUUCUCCGACAUACAAGCCGGCUGGGUGGCCCUCCGGAUACGAGCGAGGCAGCUCGCCGCUCCACCUCCCGCGCCUGACCCGGCGGAGCAAGUUGCCGCCCCAAGCCACCGCGUGGUUCAGCAACUCGCCGCUCCAGGCCCACUCGAUGAGGAGUGGCGAGUUGCUCCACGCAUUGCACAUGUGAGAUGCUUGGAUGGAUGGAUCUUUCAGCGGACUCGCAAAGGGAGGAUGUUUGCUACCGCUCCCAGCGUCACCCCCAUCUCCCGGCGAGGUCCUGGCUCAGCCUCGCCGGCAUCAACGCUCGUCGCCGGCGCUCCGCACAUAGCCCCCAUCUUCGACCUCAUCCCAAAAUCGACCAGCGCGCGCAAAAUUCAUGGGCCGCUGUCCCUCAGGGGCUCCCUCAAGGCCCUCGAAGCCGAUAUCCACCACGCCAACACCCUGGCGCAUGCUAUCCACAGGGCCUACGGGGGCACCUGCGUGCAGAUGAGGCUGUCCUACAGCACCAUGGCUCCAAUCAUCCUCAACCUUAUCCAGUGGAUGGACUGCAGCUGCUCCCUCUCCUACACCCUCCCCAGCUACCUGGGCCUCCUCGAGGUUCUUGUCUACAAGGUUUAUGUUGAUGGGGAUGCGUCCAUAUCCACCAUCGAAAGGCGAGCGAGCCUCAAAGAAUUCUACGCCAUAAUAUACCCCUACUUGCAACAAAUUGAGGAGAACGUCAUGGCGAAGGAGUGCAAGGAGAAAGGGUGGUGCAAGGGGGACGGCGACAGCGGCGGCCGCCGGAAGCUUUACGCCGAUGAUAAGGACGCCGAGAGGGAAGACGAGUGCGGCAUUUGCCUGGAGACCUGCACCAAGAUGGUCCUUCCCAACUGCAACCAUGCCAUGUGCAUCAACUGUUACCGAGACUGGUACACAAGAUCUCAGUCCUGCCCAUUCUGCCGCGGAAGCCUGAAGCGAGUCCAGUCCAGGGAUCUGUGGGUGCUCACCGGCGACGAGGACGUGAUCGACCCCGUGACCCUGGAGAAGGAGAAUGUGAGGCACUUCCACAGCUUCAUCGACAGCCUGCCCCUCAUCGUCCCUGACAACCUCCUGCUGGUCUACUAUGACUACCUAGUCUAG